Molecule: messenger RNA, 34350 nt
Organism: Pocillopora meandrina
Lineage: Eukaryota; Metazoa; Cnidaria; Anthozoa; Scleractinia; Pocilloporidae
Source: the annotation of a GenBank genome assembly
GAUUCAAGGUGUGAGCUUGGGAGUUGAGCUGAGGUUACAAUAGUCUAGCUAUAUGUUGGUCAUAGCCUGCAUAGUUUCAUCUCUAGUUGUAAUUAUGCUGUUCGUAUAAAUACUGUGUUGACUUUGAUUCAUCCACCCACACUCUGUCGUGAUUUCUCAAGAGGGUGGCAACGUGUUAAUACCUGACACGCAAAUUUUCCACAAAGACAAGGUAAGACGAGAUUUGAAGUUUUUUUCUCAAAAAUUUGCGACGCACGAAUUACUGCUUAGAGUACACGCAACGCGUGAAUCUUUCUAAAAGCUGUACGUGAAACGGGAUCAGGUUCCCUCCCUUCCUUUCUGCUCGCUUGCUACUCGCUACUCUCUUGCAAGACAGUUACCAUGGUGGUACCUUUCGCGUAUACCACGUCUUGUGUUCCUCCGAAAAUAGAAAAACACGCAUUUCUUCGUAGUCUAAUGGAACGCAGAAGUAGACAUCUGUCAUUAGGACAUUAAGAGUUCCUUAAUAACCUCUUCCGAACGAUCCUAAUACGCACUCAUUAUUUCGAGCGGACAAGCAUAUUGGUUGCACCGCCAAUGGCCUUAUAAAUGCUACAGAAGUGGAAUAUUCUUGGUUGGAUUCAAAAGGUUACAACACACCUUAUUUGUUUGAUUUCGCACUCUGAAUGUAAUGAUGGUAGUUGGGAGUGAUUCUAAAACCUGUGAGACGUUGAUCAACGUUUUGCUUUGUAUUGUCGUUUCUCAGACAAUAUAAUUGUUACGAUAUUGACUUUGAAGUUUUCAUGGCGGUUGCCAAGGUGACCGUUACGUACAAAACGUGUAGUCAACACUAAACUAAAAGAGUUAUGGGGGAAAACUUGUUAGAUCUAUCCUUAUGUGGGAACAAAAUGCACAAAAUUUUAAGUCAUUUCUAUUUUAGGCCAGAAGGAUACCAUCCUCACCGUAUUGCCUUUAGUGAAGCGAAGGAAGCUAAACUUGUUAAACCCAGACGACAGAGACUACACUUGCGAUAAAGUAUCAAAGUUACAGACUAAUUAGGUCAGGAAAGAUCAUUUGACAGGUUAGUUGAGACUAGUGAUAAACAAACACCUCAUUUAAAAUUUCCUCCACUCGAAUCGUUGUCUUGUAAGACCUUCUACAACGCCUCUUGCUAAGUUUGAUCUUUAUUCUUGACCAACUGUGCAUAACUUGUAAACUUAGUUCUAAAAGCUUUCGAGGUCCGGUCAACGUCACAAUUGCUUCAGGCAAGUCGUCGCAUUAAAUAAAACCUAAACCUUCAGCCGGCCGGUAAAUGAGGUUUAGUUAGGUUUGAUAUAGAGGUUCGCUCAUUCGGUAGCAAAGUCCUGAAGGGCAGUCAAAAAGGACUCUAUGACCUUAGAGUAAGAGGUCUUUCCGAAAAAGACUAAAACUCUUAAGAGUUUAGUUCGAUUUUCUUUCCAAAGCCGGCACUCACUUGGACAAAACCACAGCUUGUUAAAAAAAUUUCUUACUCUUUAGUCAGCACUUUACUUCGUCUUGCCCUUUUCCUGGCCGGAAUGAUCUCAUUAAAACUAAGUGAAGUGGCUAUUUGCGUUUUCGGGCAGCUGUUGUCGUCUGUUUUCUUGCACGGAAGUCUUGUAGUUUCCAAUAGUUGUUGUUUUGGAGGUAUGCCUCUGAUCUAAUGGGAUCUUAGCCCUUGUUGGAUUGUGAUCAGUGAUGUUAUGUGAUGUCUGUGACGUCAAUGGCCUGAAAUGCCCGCAGCUACGAGCGGAGCCUUUAGCUCAUGGGAUUAGAACAUCUUUUUUUUAAUUUUGCGCCACAUCUUUCAAGUCGUCAUACAUUUUUAAAAACUGUCGCAAUCAGGAAAUAUGCAUAUGUAGGAAAGUGCGAUUUCCUCGAACGAUCAUAAAGUGUUGAGAAUGUGGCAGCGAAUGCAUUUUAGUCUUCGUUUGAUAGUUUGUUCUAGAUUUUUCUUUAUCAUCAUAAAUGUUAAUCAGAUAAAGUUUUGAACAUGAGUGUGAGAUAACUCUCACGAAAGCUUAAACGUAGUUCUUCUAUGAAAACUAAAUCAAGUUAGAGAACCAUAAUCAUUAUUUCAUGUAGUUGUGAGCAGGAACAAGAAGCCAUGAAUAAUCAUCAAGAACAAAUUAAAUGCUGCUACUAAGUUUAGUUUAGGUUUUGGUAAAUCGAUAAUCAUCAUAUUGCGUAUAUCUCCUGUGGUCAUAUCCUCGACCCUCAGUUUGGGGUAGCCAAUUUGUUUUUUCCUCUUGCAAUUUGAGUAUGUUUAUAUGUGACUGGACGUACAAUCGCUUUUGUCGAGUUUGUCAAUUAAAGGUCUUCAGAACAGGUUUUCCGGUAUCCAUAAUUUGGCUUAUUUCAAAUCCGUGAUUUGUGGAAGAGAUGAGCGAAAUUCGGGAUUGUAACUUUGAACACAACACAAGUUUGGGCACUGUUCAACUAAGGAAGUUUGAAAUAAGAUAUUGGAAAUACAAAGAUUUAGGAGGUUCAAUCAAAAUUCAUUCUGAGACAAAACUGUCGUCUUGAAAAGUCGGAUUAGUCGAUAUGGGAAACAAAAUGCUUGACUCAGGCUUUAAUAAGCUUGUCGAGUCAAGAAAGCUUUUCAACUCAGGCUAGGCUUCUUCUUUGGGAUGGGGAUUGUGACUGGGAUCGGGUUUCGUUGAUGAAAACCGUCUGGAAACGGAGGUGAAGGAAUAUUCGGUCAAGGUGACGUUAUCGAGGAGCUUCUUCGUUAUUAUUAUCAUUAUUAUUAUUAUUAUUAUUAUUAUUAUUAUUAUUAUUAUUAUUAUUUGUUAUGUAAGAAUUAUAGCGUGGCGCAAGGGCCGUGUAUCGUGACUAGAUUAUUGUCCAGCAUGUUCCUUAACACUCACUCGGGGUCCAGUGCAAUGUAGUUUGGUCAUAAAUAAAUUCGACAGAUCCCUGAUGACAGCAAGUUAGGAAAUUGUACCAGCAAGUAAUUGAUCGUAUAGGAUUUGAAAGGGUGGGAUGUAACCGAGUUGAUGAAACAAAAUCCUGUACCGCAAGUGUGCCAAUUAAUGUAUAAUUUCAAAGACGUUUAAGAAUUUUAAGAAUUUACCCGAUAGUAAGCGUCCGCUCCAUGAAGGAACAAAUUUUUGAUGCGAAAAGUUUAUUUCUCUUGACUCACCGCCUAAGAACUAAUUUUUCAAUUGUGAUUGAAUCCGGUUUUCAACACAUUAAAUGUAAGCGAAUGAACAAAAAAAACUACUUGCGUCUAAUUGGGUUCACAAUUAUUUUAGGAAAAUAAUUACCGGGUAAGGGUAUUAAAGCAUGUUUAUUCCUCUUUCCGAUUUUUGAAUCCUCUAGAACAGCUUCACACUCUUGAAUCAAAUUACCCUCUUUACUUAAAAAGAAGGCUGCUUUGAAGACUUAAGGCAAGAAUAGACAGUUAACAACCUCUUAAGAACUAGAAAAUUCGACUACUUAUCCCUAACUAACUGGCGGGAGAAUUUCCGUUCCAUUUUAAUAUUGGAACCUAUUUUUAAAUAAUUCCUAGCAUUUCUCACUUGAAAGGGGGCAAUCACCAAGCAACUCGAAACGUCUAGGCGCAUAUAAGUCUAGAGUACCGUGCAUCUUAUUUCGCACUUAUUGUUUUGAGCAGGAGAAAAACACGCCAUUUGGAAUUUUAUCCCUCAAUUUUGAUAGAAUCGUCUAAGCUCAGCCUGAACACAAUAAAUACAUCCAGCCAGCUAAAGUUACAGAGUAAGGUAAGAAAACUGAAAAAUAGUUAAUUAUUUUGGUGAUGAAGGUAAAAUUUGAGGGCCAGCUUGCUCGAUUCGGGAAAAAAGUGGUACUCUAUCAAAGUUUCCGAAAAAUUGAGUCAUAGCGUAUCAUGCUGAACUGUUAGAACUUGAAGCUGAUGUUAACCGCAGAUUAGUUGCACAUUGUUAGAUUCUAGAGAGUUAGCAUCCUGUUUGGAUCCAGAUCUCUAGAUCUAUGGGGAUUUGGCUAAACUCUUCCUUCACGUGCCAUUUCAGUGUCAUUGAAAAGCGAAACUAUGUAGCCUGAUAUUGCACUGAAGAGUCUGGAGCGAAGGACUGUACUGGAGUUGGUCCUGUAAAUAUUUUCCCUCUGGAUUCCUUCCAUUGAUCGGCAUUUUUAUCCCUUCGCUGUUUUGCACUCUGCUCUUUUUUAUUCCCCAAUAACGAUGUGGGAAAGGUAUGUUCGAAAGUUCAUCUGAGACAUUUUAAAGACACUAAGUUUUUCCAGAAAUAUUCUCACAAUCAGCAAGUUAGUCAUACCGGCCUUCAAGUUCUCGUUCUAUUGUAGAAGCUGCAGUCCUGUAAUGCUUUUUAGAUUUUGGUGUAAUGGAAAGUAAAAUCCCAGUGGAUACUUACGAUAAGGGUUUCUUUCACUUUUGUCCUAUCGCAAUAACAGUUUGGCAUGUUUGCGUUUGGUUGCUUUAGCAUGACUCUUUCGCCACUGUGUUUUAGAGACUGCAAAACAAGGAGUUAGAAAGAAAAUUAACGCUAAUUUUCCUCAAACUUGCAUGCUAUAACUCAGUGAAAAUCAGGCCAUAAUCGAAAUUUUUAUGAAACAAUAAUAUUAAAGCGUAAUAUGAUCUUGAGUGAAGAAUGCACUAGGUAAUUAAUAGAAAUGUUUUGUUAUUAUGCAGUAGUGAUGUUUAGUGACCGCUGAUUGCAGGGCCUCUGCAGGCACAUUCUUGUACAGUAGCAGUAUGUUUCUUAUUGUAAAGGCGAAGGGGCAAAAUUCGCUCUAAUUUCGGCUAGACAUGACCCGGCAGGGUUGUUCACCUUUCGUACUUAUUGUUUUUUCUUUUGCACGGUUUGUCGAUCAGCCAAUCGCAUCUUUGUGUGUGUUAAAGUUGCCCAUAAUAAAUAUUUAUAGCUUAACAGAGCACGUAGCCAGACACAGCUAUUGGUGACUUAAUCUUCUAUUUUCUUUCCCUCGUUUGGGUACGGUGAAUCCUUGUACUCUUCCUGUGCAAAGAAGCGAUUAGUUAUUGUCAAUUAGUCUAAAACGAUCUCUCAGUACAUUAUUGUGCAACCAGAUUGCAUAACAGACGCGCCAGCUGACCUCUACGAUAUUUUGCGGGUAAUUUGGAAACAUCACACCAACGAAAAACUAGAGCGUUUAUAUUUUUGAAACAGGCCUGUGCAAAUUGCCAUCCCAGGGCUAAAACGGAGUCAAAAUGCUUUUUCCUGAACUGUCACGUCGUAUGCAUGCAUUUUCCCAAUUGGGUGACUACUUAAGAUUUUUUAAUCGUUCAAAGGUUCGUUUAUCAGUUAAUGACUCUUAACACUUUCAGUCCUUAUAAAAGAUCACAGAGCCAAUUGCACCCACUUGAGUAUCCUGCCAGACAAAGAUGCAUGCAUCUCGGUAUGUUUUUAGCAGAGUGAAACAAUAGCUCAUUUUUUGAUGCUUUCUUUUGAUCAUUUCGCUAUCAACCGAUGUAGGAAGCAUAAGCGUUUUCCGAGCACCAAUUAAAGGUGCUGACGAUGUUUGUAAAAAUUCGUGGAGGAAAAAUCAUUUUGUGUGCGUUUCCAAAACUGCCUCUUCUUAAACUCUCUAUCUUCAUUACCAGAUGGUUUAAACAGAUAUAUAUAGAGAGAGUUUAAAAAUAUGUUAAGAGGUAAUUAUUGAAAAUAAUUAUAGCAAGUAAGGUGAUCAACUCCCUUUUUAAGAGAGUUUUUUACAAGCAAAUCUCUCCAUGAACAGAAGGAUUAAAAGUCAUAUCUAAUCAGUCUUACGACCAUGGUUAAACAGAAAGCAAUCGAAUAACACUCUGGUCUUGAAGAUAUCGCAGAAUCAUCAAAGAUGAUAAUUCAUCUAUCCAUUAAGUUUGAACUUUUUGGUGGAGAACUUUUAACUGUUCAUGUAGUAAAUCCAUGUAAACCUCACCCAGUAAUGCUUAUUUUUAUUUGGCACCAUGGAACAAAGCGUCUUGUUUGUUUUCUCGUCUGAUAGACCAUUGAGUGCUCUUGUCUGAAUUCUAUGGCCUGAGUAUCAGGUUUUGCGGGGUAGAUAAUCAAACAGAAAGUAGCGCGAAGAAACGGAGGGUUUUAUAUUCGUGUCUUUGAUCAAUGGCUAUUAAGUGAAAGGUACUAUUUAAUUAGACAAUCUUAGUAGUGUUCAAUGUGAAUACCUUACUUGUAGGUGAUAGCACUUCGGUAUCCUUUAAAUUAGUGGAUUGUCAGCAACCAAUGACCUGUAAAAGAUUAAUCAAUUAAAUGUAAGUGGUUAUGAAUAACCCUUUAACCACACAAUGGCUUUACUUGAGGAAAGGUUACAUGUGGCAAACAGCCCAAGGAAGAGUCACGCAUAAAGCUGAUUAAAAUAGAAUAAGAGUUUUUUUACUGAAUCGAAUGAAAAGAUAAGUUGAAGCUUCGCUGGCUGUUUCUUGCAUAGAGCUGAAAGCUAAAUUAGCUCCCAGCGCAGUCACGGGGGGGCUAAAAUCGCAUUUUGGCUCGUAGAACAUCUCUGUUUUUUUACCCAUUGAAGCCAUUCCUAACCAAAAUAGGCGGGAUUUUAUCUCCUUUCUAUACUAAUUUUUCGGCAUGCAUUUUAAGGCGUGCCACUUAAUUCCUUUUUAUUGUGAUAUUUUUCUUCAUUUCAAAGUCUGCUGAUGUUCUGAUGCACGAGAUAAUGAGUUAUUCCAAACUUCUAAGGAAUUUGGUUGAGAGAUUGAGGAAAAGUAUAUUACAGUGAACCAUUGCAGUGUCAGACAGGUCUUUUCAAUUGUCUCCUCGUAAUUAAGAAACACACGAUGCCAAUCAAGUUUCCAUCGAUCUUACCUUAUUGAUGUCCUAUCAGAUUGACACAAGAGCAAAAGUUGAUAGAUAACGAUCGUAUUAACAAAGACCUUGACAGGCUCCCAAUUGUGUUCUUUGCUUGUCCCCUGGCACCAAGUAAAUUUAUAAAAUGCUUUCACGUGCUCCUCAUGCAGGUAUGCAAGUAAAGUAUGAGUCGCUAGUGAUAGAACUUAAUCGUUAGUGCCAGCAAUAUCGUAAUUGCAAUCGAUUUAGUUGCCAAUCCGAAACAAUAAAUCGUUGGUGUUGAACCUCAAUCGCUUGUGUUAAUGUUGUUGCAUCAAACGCCGUUGCAAGACUCUAGUUGGAAGCGCUAAUUAUAAAUCGCCUAAGUUCUGAAAUAGAUCGAUAGCGUCAAAUAUCAAUCGUAGUUUUUAGUAUCAGCCGAGUGUGUUUAGUCUUUGACGCUUUUGUUAAUUUUAAAUACAGCAAUCGUUUGUGUUAUGUCAAGCAAUGUCAAUCGCCAAAGUUACGAUCGAUUGUUUGUGAUAGAUAGAAAUCGCCCCCGCAAAACGGUAAUCGUAAUUGCAAGUAUCGAUUUGUUAUUGGUCCUACUGUCGAUUGCAUCUACCCUUCCACACAGAAGCCGAUGAGGGACGCUUUUGAUAUCCGAACAAAAAUAUUUUGAGUUUAAUUUUUAAUAUAAACUCGUAUUGAAAAGUUUUAUUUCCUCAGAUCUAAAGAGUAAUUGCAAAUCCUGAUUAAAUCAUUGUUCCCACAAACAAAUUUUUCAAAAUCCCCAAAAUGAUAUGUUAAUUUUUUUUUAAAUGGCGAAAAUGACCUAAGUGAUAGUGUUGUUUAGAUUUUUUGAGACGGACAACUAGACGGCAUCUUAAAAUAGACUCAUCUAUUAAGUAAAACCCCAUGAUGUGUUUCUAGGAAGAGACGCAGAAAGAAUAAGGAGCGUGCUUAAGUAUCCAAUCUGCUGAAGGAAAUUAGCUUAUACAAGCAAUCGACGUCGGAAGACUCAACUGCAUUGUGUGAAUAAUCGUAAGGAUUAAAAGAUUUCCCUGGGUGGGAAAACUGAAGUAAGUCAAAGUCUAGGUCAAGAUUAGAAAACAGGAUGAUAGUUAUUAACGGCGGAUUGUUUCCUCGAUAAACAAUCUAUGUAAGCAAUCCUCAGUCGAUUUGAAAAGUUUCGCAAGAUUCCCUUUGUAAAUAGAAUAUCCUGCCUGAUAAUGAAAGUGACAAGAGUUUAUGAAAGGCUAUUUCAUUAGUAAGGCCUGACGAGGCAAGUCUAGCCCCAAGGUCAGGUAGUUCAAGUGAUUCUGUGAUGAGGAUCUUUGGACGACUUAGAUAAAGCAGGAAAAGUUCCAUCAGGUGUGCGAAGAAUCCUUGGCGGUAUAAAAGAAUAGUGAGAUCAUACUCACUAUUAAAUACGGUACAUAGCCCUUUUCCGCCUCAUGUCCUCAUAGUAAGGAGGAUACAUCCGCUGUUAAAGAGCUCUCUACGUUGUCAAAAGAUUUGAAUACUCUGAUGACAGGAGCUUAUACUCCAUCUUUCAAAGAUUCUGCGUCAAUAGUAUCCCGUUUUGAACCCUUAAAUUCUCACACAUGCUAUUCUAGAUAAAUAACUCUACCACAUAACAAGGUGAAAAUGUGGCGAGGCCUGUCAGACAGAGACACCUUUUAUUUCUAGUUUACGAGGGUGGUAAAGGGUUUUUGCGUGAAGCACAACAAUUCGUGCAUGAAACGGGAUCACGGCCCUCGUUUGCUACCGUCAUUUAUCCCCUGACUAUCCUAGAUUAUCCUAAUGAUAAUUUGAGGUUUUCAUUUGAGUGCAGGUCUAAUGUGUCGAUCAAAGGGUAAAAUCCAAUCUUUUUUCAUUUCACCUUGCUGACGACGAAUUCAUAAGUUUUUCUAUAACCGUUACUUUUCCGUUUGCUUCUUCUAAACGCGUCACAGACGCGCUGCCACAAGGCUACACUUUUUUGGUGAAAUUUGUGAAGGGAAUGGUCGCUGAAAACCAAAACCUUGCGGCAUAAUGCAAAGGUCAACUCUUAUAACAUGCAAAAAUUCCCUAUCACAUUAACUUUAAGCGAAAGCUCAAGACUUAAAGUGGCUCAGUAAUCGAUACCUUCAUCUACAUUUUAUUUUAGGGUUAAGAAUCUUGUUCUCCAGGUAUUUAAUCUCAAAAUAAACGAAAGAAAAUCAAACGAAAACACACGAAAAAACACGUCUGCAAAAAAUUAUUUGACCUUUCCCCUCUGGGACUAUGAUGCACGUGUACAAAUCCUUUUUUAAGGUUUGCUCUCUUCUCUGAAGUACUACACUUUACACGCAGGCUUUGAGACAUUUUCUGCGUGCAUUUGUUCAUGAUGUAUUGUUUUUAUGCGCUUUCAAGGUGAUGUGGUAAUCAUCUUGACGGAGGCUCUCAAAGCUAAUCUUUCUUGAUUAAUCAGAUCUAUUUUAAUUUAAAAUGCGUGUCUAUUUAUGGCUUAGUCCAAAAAGAUGAGGGAAGUCAGGUUACACUUGACAAGCUGGAAAGCAAGCCUCAAAUGAAUUCCUCCUGAUUGAGUUAAUGCAAAGACCCACCUAUCUUCAAUCGUUACUUUUGGUGGCAAUGCCAUGGCCUAUUCCAACUCUUGUUAAGCCCAAGUGUAUUUGCUUUCAAAUGGUAUCCGAAGAACGUGUCAGGUGAGGGUGGCUGGGAACCUAAGAACACAGAGAUUAAUCGCUUUUAGUAGAAUGUAAUCUUAAAGUUUUGAAAUGAGGACACUCUGGGUGAAGCUCACGAAUAUGCUACGCAUUGUAAGUCGAGGUUUUGCUCUACAGUAUUGAAAACAAUUUUUUACGAGUACUGCGUGAGGAAGAUGGUAUUAGCUGUGAGAGACUUAAGAGACGUCAUUUCUGCGGCCAAUUAUCCCUGUGUACGUACUUGUGCCUCUUAAGAAUUAUUGGCAGUACAUCCAGCCAGUAAAACCAUUAAAAAAAUUGCUAAACAUGGUUUUUGCAUGUAUUACUUUUGUGUUGAAGUCGCGUACCAUUUUCAAACUAAAACGGUGGGUAGACAGGCAGGUGUGCGGUAAUUACUUAAUCCUAUUUCCUGAUCAAAAUUAUCGUACACCCAAUUUCAAUGCCUACUGUUCUGGCGAAAACAAACAAGUCUGGUGGCUAAAAACGCUGCAGUUUACAUAGGUGUAAUUACAUAUGCAAAGUAGCUGAGAAAAGGCGGCACGAAAAAAUCAUCCAGUAUCUCCAAAAAGAUUUGAGACAAUUCUUUGGUUAGGUAUUCGACUUGAAGCAAAGUUUAACUGGGAAACAAGUGCAGGCGACGUCAAGAAUUGUCAAAAUACAACAAGGCUGAGCAAACUAGUCAUCCGCCUGAUUACUGACGUUAGCACCAGCAGGUAAGACCAUCCUUCCACUAGCUAGAUUAUGGUAGCCUAAGAUUGUAGCAGUUAUUCUGGUAACUGAGAAACUACACCGAAAAAUUAUGUCGCGGAAAUUUCUUUAUUUUUCUAUGCAAAGAACACACGACAUUAAUCAACAGGGCCCAGUUUCCAACACCAGGGUAGUGAACUGAACGAAGAACGGAUAGUGGACAAACUUCCUCUUAGGAUGUGAGUAGGUUAAUCGUGAGUUCCUACUGACAUCGUCUCGCAGUUUAAACUGCAUUCUUUCUUUUAACUCUCGCAAUUAGGAUACAUUAUCCAGCAUCCAUUUUCCCAACAGGCUACCGCCGGCGUUCUUGUCUUUUCGCUUAUUCCAAAUCGCUCUUUUAUGGCGCUAAAGGUAUCGUCGGUUUGGUGAUAUUUUUCAUAGUAAGACUAGGAGGCAGCUUAAUGAAGUGUUCUAGAUCCUUGCGAUCUGGUCUGGGUUCGUUGCCCUCGGGUCAAUUUCCUUCUGCUUGAUCCUAGUCCACCUUCUUGCAUACCUUAUGCCACUUUAAUCUUUUGAUACAUGGGCCCAGGUUUUAAUGACGGGAGGAGUUCGUAACUAGUUCCCUGGCGAGAUAGCUUUGAGUUUUACAGAAUAACGUUAGAAGAGUGGGACAUUUGACAAUAAACUUAGGGGUCGCGGCCAGCUUCGAUGUAAUUUAUGUUCAAGUUGCUUUGUUUGUAUCAUUAUUUGUAUAAUGACACUUUCCAAUUGGAAGUACUUCUCACCUAGUAUUAUGGCAACUCACUUCAGUUUUUAGACGUCCUUUGUUAGGAAUUGUCGACAAAUCCUGUCGACCUCAACACAACAAAAUCGCGAAGCAGUUUUCAAACACUUAGAAUGAGGUUGCCUAAAAGGUCAUCAAACGAACCCGGAGGUCUGGAAGGUUUCUUUAGAGCCGUAAGCUCGAGACAUUUGUACUCAGAGUCGGCCAACAAUCAUUCUUCUUACCUCUUGUAACUCUCGCUUUCUCUGUGGUAUCAAGACUUCAAAAACUGAGACGUAGAGUGCUAAGAUUCUGGGACAUCACAAUUUUAUCUCCAAGAGAAAAAGAUAAAAAAAAUAGGUUUGAUUGCUGGACAAGCACAUGUCUAGGAAUUUGAGUCAGCCUAAGCAUUUUAGGUGUGUGCUAUUGUUUCAUCAGAGUGGACAAGAUAGAGUCUAAUUGUUCAGAAAUAUUUCAUGAAUAAAAUAUAUAGAUUAAAUGUAGUUGCUUACAUCGAAAAUUUGAAUAAAUGUUAAUAAGGUUGAUUCCUAUCUUGCUAUUUUGUCAAAAUAUAUUUGAGUUUUAUUUUGGGCACAAUUCAGAUUCACAGGCAUUUCUAUUUCUGUUACACGUAAAUGUUUCAUUAAAAAACCAAACAUGGCGAUUUGCCAUGAAGAUAAGUUUGUCUGUCACCACACACUACCCUUUGUCUAAACUUUAAUUAAGUUGUUUGUGCCUAGCCUCGCUGUCUUUGUUCUAUGGCCUUCUGAGCGCGAGAACUUUAAAAGCGUUAUUCUCCCCAAGCGUGGGUGAAUUCACGAAAGGAAAUAGUGUAGGUUGUGCCGGACUCUGGCACGAAAACGUGAGUUGCUGUUGCAACAAGGAUUUGAUCGUCGUCAUCGAUGAGGAAAAUAAGAUAAAUUGCCCAUAGCGAAAACUCUGUUCUUUCGUCUCUAUUUUCCUGGUUUUGAAAGCACCUUUUGUUUGCCAUACGAAUGGUUUCCUUCUAUUCUCAAUCCCGGCAAAAAUACACUAAAUGACACGAUAUUGAGCGACAGAAAGGAAAGUGAGAAAGUUUUCUUCAGAAGCACGUGUUAGCUAUGUGAGUCUUCUUCUCCUGUUGACCUUAUUACUGGAACGAACCUUUGCUAGUAAAGUGAUUUCUGUUAACGAGAUUGAUCUGCUUUAGUUCUUGGUUUGACCACUUGUUUGGUCUUUGUAAAGGAAAACUGGCACGUCCAUGCCUUCUGCUUAGGCAUUGGUUAUUUUAGUGUUUUAACUUCCUAGCAGUUCAAAGCGAGGAUGUUAUAGACACACAGUCUUGUUGUAGGAUCUCCGCAGUCUCAAGGUGCAAAAAAUUAUAUCUAAUCUGAUGAUCACGAAAAGCUAAGUAAAUAGCACAUGUGAAAAAUAAUCAGAUAUGUCUCUAUUUGUUCCCAUUUGUCCAUGAUUGCGAAAUUUUGUUUUUCGAAUGAGAUUACUGGAAAACAAGCGGAAUAACAGAUAGAACCAUGCGAAGAGGUAAAUGACCACGUUCUCUAAGAGUGCAAAUAAGAAUUAACUCCUGAUGGAUCAAUUCCUCAGAAACGGUUGAUAAAAUUCAGCAAAAAAGCCGUGAGAACUAUUGUUUUUUCUCUCAAGCUUUAUGAAAGCAUUUUUGGGUUGGCUGAUCGUUACACUUUCCUUGCAUGUUGGCCAAGGAAAAGAACCAUUCAAGAUAUGAAUGGAGGUGUCAAGAACCUCGAGUCAAUACUCCUCGUCAUAGUGCUCUCAGUCCAGUCUGCCUUUUUUGGUGGGAUAGUCAAUUUAGUCAUCAGAGAUAAUCUUAAAAAACAUCCUGCAUUCAAGUGCGAUGCGGUGUUUAAAAACACCUAUUAAAGAUAAGACAACUGCGCAUCAGCAGAAAAAUUUCUUUAGAAGAUUGAUAACGUCUCGUUUUGUCACAGACCGGAUGUUUGUUUAGAAAUGCCGCCAGAGAAGAUCGAAUGUUGCCAUUAAUAUCAUCGAUGUUGUUUUAUCGUUUGAGCGGUUAAUAACUUGACGUUGUGGCGAAGUUCUCUACCGCUAAAUAAGGGAGAUCUUUCUCGAAUCUGAAAGUUUCUGACAUGAGUCGAGAAAGACUGGCCGUCUUCUGUUUCACUCGCAUGUCACCCACAUUUCGUGAUUGGAAAUGUCUCGGUUGUUUUUAUUCCUAUUUUACUUAAAGAAGUAUCCUUGUGUUGUUGCACUCGAAGGCGGUUUGUGGAAGGGUUGUAAUGCUAUUGGUGUUAAUUCCAAGCCCCUUACUAGAGAUUUUGGGAAACUCACACACAACCAUACCUCGGUUAGCUUUUUGAAUGUGCCUCUUGUACUUAGAUCCUUUUUCCUUAUAAAGUGCUUCUCAAAAUUUUUGUUGUCAUCAACCAGUGGAGCGCAGCAUUUGAGGUGUACACUCAGUUCAAAAGUGUACUUAACUGUUUUUAAUGGUUGUCCCGUUUAGUCGAAACGUGGCCUUAAAAUCUGGGAAAGGCUGAGAAACGCAUAACUGCUAUGUGAACUGUUAAAUAGCUACUUUUCUUCGGAAGAGAUUGAAUAUAUGGGCUUCCGUCACUUCGGUUUUUUUUCUCGUUUUUUAGACUUUAGGAUUGUCUUAACCUGCCCGGCCGUCCUCCAUGUGUUGAGUGUUGUACUUGUGAGUUCUUAUAAAUCUGGAUCAUUUUCUUCAGUUCUCACUGUUCGUUUGGGGUAUCACAAGUAACACCUCAAAGAAAUUCAUCAAGGUGCAAAUUUGUCGGGAAAAAUGUCUAUGUUCAAUCAGUGUAAAUCUGGCUCUUAAUUUCAAUUUUGUUUCCUUUAAGGUUUACUCAGACUUCUGUAGAGUUUUUCCCAUUCAACAAACUGUUUGUAAAUUUGAAGACUUUAUUUUUUGUUUGUAUACACUUAUGAUUCCUCUUUCUAUAAACUCGAUUCGCAUUUGCUGAUAAGUCGUCAUAUGGACUUGUAUAAUCCUUUGGAAAUACAUUUCAUGACAGACAGUUCAGAAUAAAGAAGGGUAGGUUUCUUAAAGAAAACUGUGGUGCUGCGUCGGUGAAAGAGAAUAACAAUGUAAUUUCGUGUUACCAAAUCAGUUGAUAAUGUAAAUUGGCCACCGUAAAGAAAUUCAUACUCUUUGAAAUUCUUUAAGGUGGCCAAUUUACGUAAUCAACUCAGUUGAUAAUACUAAAUUACACAGUUAAGAAAAAGUACGUAAUCAGAGACUGAGAAAACCGACAGCAUGAUCAAUUUGUGAAAAAAAAAAAAAAAUUAAAAUUUGAGGCAUCAGAUUAAACACUAGAUUGAGCCAUACAGUAGAAAGAUAUGUCUUUAACUAAUGAAUGCAAAUAGCUCGAGCGAGUUUGUUUAAUUGGUGUUGUGCUCCGACAGCUCGUCCAAGUUCUCUCUCGACUGUGAGUGGGGCAUUUAAUGGAUGACUAGGCCACAAACACCCUUGUUUGAGACACUAACAUAAGAUUUUCUCGAGGUAAUGCUCCAUAAACCCUCUAAGUCACAUCGCGUUAUACAACAUGGCACUCAGUCCAAUUUGGAGGUCACGGUUUGUGAACAUCGCCAAAAAUUUAGACUAAAAAUAUUCAGUAUUUUCUCUUGCAAUCCGUCGUGUUCUUUCGCAUCCUUAAAUGUAGCUUUCAUUUAUCCAGCUUCCAUGUCGCCUAUUUGCUUCUCUGUCUCACCCUAGUCGAAGAUAAUUUUGCAUUGUUUUAAGACAGCUCGAAAUUUGUUUUUGUUUUUGCAUUUUGCUCCACAAAAUCUGCGGAAAGAAGAAUGAUGUAAGAACCAACGAUCCUCGUGGAACCAUUAACUUUUGAUAGUUCAGUUAGUGUUGAACACACAUCACAACGAGAAUUGUUUUGAUGAGAUGAGCUAUUGAAUAGCUUGCAAUCUAUUUUUAACCAAGUACACGUGCCAGAGACAGAACGUAUAAAAAGCCGAUGUAAGGAUUUAAAAAUCAACUAAACUUUGCACCAAUAUUAAGAGUAGGCCCUUAUGAUGGUGAAUCAGCUAUAUUGACUAGUACUAGCUACGAUUGUAGGACAGGAAGUUCUUUAUUUCAGAAAUUCAUGCUUCGUUUCCUACGCGGGUUCAUCAAGGAAAGUAGAGAUUUAAAAGCAAUAAAACGCAUGGGUCGCUCCUUUAUGUCCUGUUGUGUGAAAUUAUUAGAGAGGAAUGUAAUUAAAAUUAAUUGACGUAUUUAUUCUCUGAUUGACUUUGCCAUAACCAAAACAGUGGGGCGAUCAAGAGGAACAGAAAAAUAACACGAACAAUAUUUUAUUGAAUCUAGAAUGUAACUUUUCCAACGGAAUAAAAUAUAUCCUUCUUUAGUCGUAGGCGCUUUUGUUUGGCUUUUUCUUCUCAAAUAGACUAGAGUUAAGAAAAACAGCGCUAAUUUAAAAUAGGUCACCAAUACCCUCCUCUAAGUCUCUGCAGAGGCCAAACAUGGACUCCUACUGCAAAACAAAACAUUCCUUGAAGACGUAGCUUUAAAUUCCUUUUUACAUGUCUGAUUGUUUUUAGAAAUUUUCAGGUGUUUUUUGUAGCAACUGUUAAGGUCCUUUGGCAGCCUUUAACCCUUCACUGUUUCGGACUAAUCUCCCAAGUUUCUUACAAGUAGCUGCCGGCCAAGACUUAACUUAGGAAAAGCAACUAGUUAAUAGGGAUUGAAAACAGCUCUUUGAAACCACGAGGAAUUUUGGAAAGUUCAUUUUAAUCGGCACCCUGCAAUCUUCUCGCCUUUAAGUUCUUUGAGGAGGUUUAACUUUAUUAUUAUCAGUUUUAAGGAAGCAAUUGAUGCAUACUACUCACAAAAGGUUUGCGACAGGAGUUAAACAGUACCGGAAAGUAUCGAGAUCAUACGAGAUAGUUUAACUAAGGAGUAAGGUAAAGGCUCCCCUAUCUCAAAGGAUGCAGGGUUCUUCAAAUCGAUUAGAUACAAUUCUUUCUUGUAUGAUAGACUGGAUAAGGAAGCAGGAUAAUUCAUUAGCUUUCGGCACACUCAGCUUGAUGACUACGAUCAGAUGCUCUCAAUAUUGAUACCAACAUUACAUAUGGAACUGCUUUUACAUAAACGCUUCUCCUUUUCUUUCCAGAUCCGUUGUACGAUGUAUUUUUCCCUUCGAAAGCCUGAAGUCCAUUUAUAGAAGUUUGCGCAUGACUGCUUGGACGACAAACAACAAGAUGCUGAGAGAUAACAGCGCUUUGACUUUUAUGUCCACCAAAAACUUUUGGUAAGUUUUUUUCCCUUCCAUUUUCUUCUUGUCAGACGGCUAAUAGCCAUGCGGUCUUAAAAAGAUUCGCACUGGUGUUUGGUUCACUAGCGACAUCACAUCGAAUAUUGUUAAUUAUUGAAAAAGAUCGAUUUUGAAACGUCUCGUUCGAACAAAAGUUACGUGUUCUUGCGUCACACACGAAAUAUCAAUGUCUAGACAAAGAUUACAUCACUGAUAUCUAUCUGUCGUGCUUUGGCUCGACAACACAUACUGUGUUGUCAGCUACGAAACAUUCCCGAAAACUGGGCGUGGAUUAUGUUGGAAAUUUUAAACUCGUCGCUUCCUUUUACUGGAAUUAAACAAUCAGUUCAGUUAUGCAUGAGAACGUCACUCUAAUUUCAAAAUAAAACACCUGAUGCAAAUUUCAUUGCAUGUAAUUUGAGCCAGAGAUAAUAAAUCGAUCGACGACAAUUUUAAUGUCUCGUAACAUUUCUAGUAUUAAGACCAAACCAGUUCAACUUGAAAAAAUUUUCGGCAUGAUUGGUUGGGAAAAAUAAACAAUUUUUUUUUAAAUUGUUAAUGUGGCUCUAUGUAGGAUCGACGUUAAUCUUCAACCUCAUGCGUAGUUUCUUAAACACUUGUCACCGAGUCAUGGUAAUUGUUUCCUGAGUAUAAAUUCAAAUAAAUUUUUAGGUUGUUUUCUCAUGCUUGACUGACUGCUGAUUGUGUCAAUACAAAGCUUUAUUUGAACAUUUUGAAUGACCUAUUUGGAGGCUGGAUUACCUGUUAAUUCUCGUUCUUUAUUAAGUAUUGAGAUAGAAUUUACAAGCAGGUUGUAGUUUAAUUUUCUGUUCAACCAUUGUAGUAGAAGUUGAAAAAAUUCACUGAAAUGAGCAAACGUUCAUGCAGAAGAUUCAUAAUGGUAUUUCAAGCUACUCUUUUAGAUUUUCAGUAAUAUGCCUCUUCCAUAAAUAACAUCCUUUACGUCCAUGCAAAUAAGCCUUGCUGGCCUCGCGUUUGACUGAAAUUUUUUUCUAUUUAUUGUCGGGGUAAUAGAGACUAACUUCCAUGCAUGAUUAUAAAAGAAAGAUAAUGAGACCCGCUAUUUAUGAAAGAGAUCUAAGCAAGCUGACUUUUUCCGAAGAAAACUUGCUUUGAGUUAUGGCAAUUGAGCUUGGAAAAAUUGUUUGAGAAAAGCAUUAGCUCGAUUAUCAAACUAAACAAACAAACGCUUUAAUUUAAGAUUAUGAUAAAGAUGUGCGAGUCAGUUGUGAAAAAAUUUUUUACAGAAAAAUGUACGGAAUUAACACUGGGGGCACGGAAAGAUCUUUGGUUGCCUCUGCUUUUGAUUAGAGUUCUUUUCGCGCUAUAGAGGUAACUGCGUCAGGAGACAGUUUAUAAAGAGUAAAUUAAUUUAUAUUACAGUGAUUGUAUAUUCUUUUAAACAAGAGCAGCUUCAAGCAAUGCUGAAGCUUCUGUCAAAUCAAUUUUUUGCAUCUGCUGUUUGAUUGCAUUUUAACUUCAGCGUUUUGCAUUUGCUUGUUUUACUUGAUAUGGCCUGAAAUAAUUCCUUUGUCGACCCCUGGUCAACACUCUAAUGGGCGAUGGUUCUCAAUCAAUGAAAAAGAUAGACGCUUCUAUUAAACUUUAAAUCCGAAAAUUUCAUUACAAUCUCUUAACUUCAUAGCCUCUUCCUAAUAACUUUUCUUUUAUCUUUCUCUAAUUAUCUGGAUUCUCUAAUUAUCUGGAUUAUUCGAUGAAUAAGAAAACAAUGGAAUUGACCAAACCGACCCAUAAAAAGAAAGCUGAAUGCACUUUCCUUCAUGUCAAGUUCAGCGUGCUAUGAAGCAAGCCAGCGAGGAUUCAUUGUCUGUCUCAUCUUACAGACGGUUUGCUUUCGACGGACACGCGAAAACCGUCAAAACUCAAGUGGCGCAAAGAAAAGUUAGAUUUCAUUAAAGCUUCGGAAAGCAAAUAUCAUUUUGGCGUCCAUAGUUCUAAAAUCUGAUUUUCUGUUGCUAUGACUCGGUAAUGCCUGAUAAAGACUCGUGUGACGUCGACUGUCUGCGCUACUGAAGAGACUUUUUUUAACGUCACUUUUUUGAAACCAAAACUUUGUAAUUCCCGAAAUGUGAAUUCUGUUUCCUUCUAACGCUCAUUUUGACAACGUCGGAAAAUUCCAGUCGAUGAGAAUAAAAAUGUUCACAAAUCCGAUUUGACGGGUGGAACUGUUGUAUGCCACUCUGCGCCGGAUCACGCCGCUAGCUGCUCAAGCUGACAAACAAAGACGGACGGUUCUGGUGCGAUGCAUGACAUUCAACGGAAGUUCAGCAAAAUUGGGCGUUUCGAAUGAAAGAUGUGGUUUUUUGUCUUUGGAAGAAUUUCUUUUCAAAUCUUUGAACGCAAAAAUAAACGGUAAAGGGCAAGGUCAAAAAUUUAUACCCAUGCCAUCUGGCUUUAGCCCUUGACCGCCAUAAUGGAAUGGGGAGGUUGACGUGAGCCGGUCUAGAAAAAAACCGUCAAGCUCCUCACUCACAUGGUGCGGCGAGACCAAUUAAUUUACAAUUUAGUUUUCUGUUCCAAGAGUAAGCAGACUAUUGAUCAUUUCACGACGGUUUUCGUUUAUCGUAGCGCGGCUGAUUAAUGUAUGUAGUUUUAAACAAGAUGUGUUGAGCAACUGUUAUCUUCGUUCGUUCUUUUUUUUUGUACGUUCUCCUUUACGUCAACCGUCGUGGUUUCCUUAUUAAAAAAGUGACUGGAAUCUAAAGUUAUUUUUACAGGUUAAUCUCACGCCCUUAUUCCCAAGCGACGCCAUUGUUAUUUGACUGCAAACUUCAAGUGUUCAUCAAACAUUUUUUAAUGUAUUAUUGAGUUUCUUAGACUUUGAGACUUCACGUGAUCAAUUCCCUUGGCAAUGUCUCCAGGAAGACGUUUAUAAUGACGUGUUUUCAGCGACAGUCAGUACAUUUUUCUGUAUAAAAAUUUCCCACGACUGACUCGCACUUCUUUAUCGCAAUCUGAGAUGAAAGGGUUUGUUUGGUAAGUUUAAUACUCGAGCCAAUGCGUUUUUCAAACAAUUCUUUCCAAGCUCAACUACCAUAACUAAAAGCAGGGUUUCAGCUGAAAAAGUAAACUUGCCUAGAUCUCUUUCAUAAAUAGCGGGCCUCAUUAUCUUUCUUUUUAAUUCAUGAAGGCUGUCCUCUUUUUCCUCGAAAGCAUGUAGGAAAACAAUUUCAGUCAAAAGCGAGGCCAGCAAUGCUUAUUUGCAUGGACGUAGAAGGAUUUUAAUAAUGGAAGAGUUAUAUUACUGAAAACCUACAAGAGUAUCUUGAAAUACCAUCAAUCUUCUGCAUGAACGGUUGCUCAUUUCAUUGAUUUUUUUUUUCAACUUACAUUCCGAUCGUUGAACAGAAACCUACAACCCUCUGGCUUGUAACCGUCGGUAUAUGCCGGGGAGCUCAUUCACAUAAAUACUUUACUUAAAUUAACUUAUUUCUUCUCUUUCAGCAUAGCUGUCUUUGGCAUUGUCCUUUUCAUAGGUUCUUGUGAAAGCAUAAAAAAAGGUAAGUUUCAUUACACUAUAAGUUUUGCCAAGAAAUUCGCAUAGAUAGAUAACGUUUAUUCCCGGACCAGCGUAGGUGAAAAAGUGAGCACGUGUCUUUGGGCCAGUGCAAAACCGAAGUUAGGUGAAAAUCGCAGGAUACCUUGUAGGUUACAAUACACUGAAAGAGGUCCAAGAGAAAUCUACUCACGCUUGGUAGUGUGAGUUCACAUUGAUUGAACUGAGGUGAGAAGUCGUGUAUUCCAACGCACUUUGACUCAUUUUCUCAUCUUUGUACGACAGGUAAAAAUUUCCUUUUCCUCAGCACAUAGCAAAAAAAAACUUGUCGAUGUAUUUGUAGAGAGCCACUAAGGUGGAUUUUGAUGUUAGAACUGAGGGAUUUUCGUUUGGUGUUUUAUGGUUUCAGCCCAAAAAAAAAUUCGGCGAGAUAUUCAGAACGUUUAAGGUUAUCGUUUUAUUUUUUCCUGUUAGAAAUUUGGCUGUUAGCUAUCAGUCCCUUAAGUUGACAUAUUCACGGAUUACCGCCUUCUGCCCUUCCGCUGUCGUUAAAAAACACCCUGUUCAUAUUUAUUUGCGGCGAAAUUCUACACUAGUCGUCUGAGCAACUGGUUCUUAAGAACAGCAACUGUUUCAGCUUUGGAGACAAAAAAAACAAUAGGGAAAGAUAAGAGAAUUGUAGAGUAAAAGCUCUUUUGUUUGUGGCUGAAUAACGAAAUUAAAAGGAAAAUUGCAGUUUUUUAAAGCUAGUGAGAUGAAAACAAGCUUUAAUUAUCCAACCAUUUAAACGUACCUUUAUUCACAGAAGCUAUCUGUGCUAUCGUGAAUCUUUGUCGGGAAAGAGUAGCAUUGUCCUCAAUGUUGGAAUCAUUUCCUAAUUACUUAGUCCCAAGUUAAAAAUUGCGACUAAAUUGCUUUAUGUUUCAGAGACGGUUUUAUAUUCGUGUUGAAAUUUUAUACAAUGGCCUUUCUAAAUAGUUUUCCCUACCGUUGAUUUAUCUAGUCAGUCGCUGAAAAUAUUGUAUUGUCUGUCGUAAACUUUUCAAAUAGAUUAUCUGUUAACUUCCCCCGCCUCGUUAUCUCCCCUUUGUGUGACUAAUAAUGCUAAGUACUCAGUAGGCGUAAAUUUUUUGGGCUUAUCUCAUGAGGUAUGAUUAGCGAGUGAGCAACUAAUGAUAGAUCACUGAUUUAAAUAGUCGUAUGCUUGACCUUACGUAAGUUACCGCAAAAGCCCUUAACAAGGCUCGUACCUUACAUCGCAUGCACGCUUCUUUUAGUUCGAUAGAUAUCAUUACCUCCAUUUUGGAAAAGAUACUAACCGAAAAUAAACUGAGAAAAAGGUAGUGGAGGUAAAGUAACCUAUGACUACUUAAGUUUAUCCCAGAUGUCUGUAACACGCAGUGAUACGUGGUAUGUCUAUCUACCCCCCUGGAUGGGAUGAUAGUUCAUUGCAAGUCAACCCCUCGCAUUUCGUUAGGUUUUUGUGUCAGUUUGCAGGUACUCAUUUGUAAUCCUUGCUGGAGAGAGGUCAACUGAAAAUAUGAUGAUUCGCCCGAGAACACAACACAUCAACCCGGAGAGGUCAUGAACUGAGACCCCUCGAACGUAAUUCCAUGCACCAAUUUUCAAAUUACCAGGGCGAAAAAAACAGCUCAUUUUGCAGAAAAAUUCAUGCAAUAAUUGAACUAACAGUGACCUUUAAAAGAUCUCGCUCCCUGAGUGAAUACCUUUUCAUCUCACCACCAACACGGUAUCGCCCUGAUCCCGACUUCACUUGUUACCUAAGAAAUUGCCCUCUUACUUAAAAUUCUCCCGCUAAGAAUAACUCCUAUGUGACUACCGAUAAAAUAAAAUCCUUAUCUCUUUACUAAAUCUUAAUCUUCUUAGGAUAUAGCUUGGAAUUUAUCGAAAGCCGAUUAGUUCGAGACAAAAAUCGACUACAUUUAGAUGUUUUGAGACACUAACGAGGAUUAAUUGACUUAAGCUUGUGGUUUUUUUUUAGAGCCGGAGAUUGUCGGCAAUUAAGGAUGCAAGGCCGUUGUGACUAAAUAUACUGUUAUUUUAUUAUCAUUACUAGAGCGUCUAAAUUUGGGGCUAAGGCUAAACGUUCUUAUUUUCUGGCGAUUUUAAGCCUGAUAACGUCCUUAACAUUUUCUUAAAGCUGUGUGGUAUAGUAUUUCAAUAAAUCGAUUAUGAGCGACUGCAAACUGAGUUGUUCUUCAGUAUAUUGUGCAAUAAGAAACAUCAUUGUUGCAAUCAAAAAUGUCCUUAGGUAGUUGAGUUAAUAGUCCUGUUAGUCCAGAGUUUUACAUUGUUUUCAACAUUUGUUUAUACUUCUCCCAAAAAAGGCAAAAUGGAGACGCUAUUGACUGACUCUCGGCCUGGGUGUGCUCUUACUACGUUCUUAAAAUUUUGGUUUAUCUCAGCCUGAACAUUUUUCUAAAAAAUGUUCCUAUGAAAAAUGAGUGUAGCUUUUUCUUUAGCAUAUUUUUGUUUGUUUUUAACAAUACAUACGUGUUAUUUUUUCUAUUUAAGGGUUUUCAUUUCUUGUAAGUUAUUGUUUGACUGCUAGUUGUCGCUGUGUUAUAGAUAUUAAGUAAACAUACAUUAAAUGAUGAAUCUUAAUAGUCAAAUUGCAUGUAGAAUUAGCAAAAUUUUCGCUACAUACUUGUGUUUUUUAUUGUGGUGAAACAUCUAUAAAGCAAAUGUGUUCAACCUAGGACGGUAAACUAGCAUAUCUAUUUGGAAAAUGAAAAAGGCUAAAUUUUUCGUCGGGAUGCUCGAGGUAAUAGUUAUGAAGCUUUUCAAAGCACAAAACUUCUCUCCAAUAAUUUAACGAAACCAAAAAUCUUAUGCCAAAAUGAAAACCUGCAGAGUUUGCGCUUAAAAUUUUAGAUGUUGAUCUCAUAACAUAACUGAGAAAGCACACGUUUAUACUUGCAUGGGAUUUGUCCUGCCCCUGCCCCCAGAGGUCUUGUUUUCUCUCUUCCCCCCCUCCCCCCAUCACCACCAUUGAUCGAUUCCCCCAUUCUACACAGGAACGUGUUUGUGUCAUUGAGAUCGAAGGAAAAUUACCUUCCAGGUGCCUUCGAGACCAGCCGAUAACAUCGUCGAAGAAGGGAUUAUUUUUACUGAUUUUGUUCUCACCACUUUCAGAUCCUCCUAAACGAUGUGAUUUCAACGGUGUUCACUACAACUUAGGAGACACUUGGAAUCCUUUCUUGUUGCCAAGUGGUUACUUCCGAUGCAUAAAAUGUGCCUGCAAAUUGGUAGGUAUCCCAUGUCGCCGCGAAAAGUAUGUAAAAGGCGAUGAAUCAACAGAAAUCAUUUUGAUCAGUUUGGUGGAUUUAUUGGGGAAGACUUUUGCGGGCAUGACGGUUUAAUUCUGUUUCUUGGAACCGCAGGAUCAUUGCUUUUUAGUGUAAUUGCUUCUAUAUUCCAAGGGAUUGGGUUAAUUAUAUUUAAUACAUCUGCAGGCCCAACGUAGGGUUACUUUGAUUGUUUAUAGUUAAUUUAAUUCUUAGUUCAACGCUCUUCGUAUCGCGCGGACCCUUUGGUUCCUCAUUCAAAUGAUCACCGACGUUUAAGAUUUAUCGUAAGAAUAAGUGAUCUUCAUUGCUAGAUAGUAAAUUUUACUAACGGUACUCACUGAAAAUGUGCAUCUUAUUGGUAAAGAUUGUGAAGAUAUCUUUCUUGAGCAUUUUUAAGUCAGAGACAAAACUUACAUAGGGAUCUUUUGCGUCCUUUGAAUAAGACAAAUUAACUUCUAUCUUCGGAAAAACAAGAGUUUGAAAAUACUUUUAUUUAAGACGUUCCUAUUAGCUGGAAUGUAACUUGCAAACAGGACAAAUUUCUUUAGUUUCUGAAUGUGACGUAAUGAAACAAUAUUAGUGACCUUACCGGAAAAAAGAUGGUUCUGUAGGUGCUGUCUAAAUUUUUUGUACCCAUGUGCUCCUUGCUGUUGCCUUCCUUUAUAGUCAGACGAUGGUUCGUUGGCGAUAAUAGACUGUUCGCAAUGUAGGACGCAAUCGAAUCCAGGUAUGUGAACAUGUUACUUGAGUAAGUGAAAUGCAAAGAUAAAAAAAGUCAAAAAAGGAAUAAAAUCAAUAGAUGUAGCUUGCUGAAAAUUUCCAAAAAUUCCACGCAUGUUCCUCUCUGAGUCAUAUAUCGUGUACGUAUGUGUCUGUGUCAAUCACCGAAAGAGAACUCUGUUGUGGAGAAGAAAAUCGUUUUUCUUAUAUCGGCAAAAAGGGAAAUUGAAUGACUAGUUCUUAAAAAAAGGCCAUGUGAGUCUGGCUUAUUGUUUAUUUUCUUUUUAGCCCUUCCUUCGACAAAAGAGCAACAGAGGAGUUGUACUUAUAAAAAUGUUUCGUGGAAUCACGGUGUGGUGUGGAAAGACGAUUCCAAGAUUCUACCGAAUGAUAAACAGUGUAAAGAAUGUAGCUGUACGGUGAGCAAUAUCAGUUCUUAUAAACGAGUGGCGAUAACAGUUAGUAUAUGCCAAAAGAGUGGCUAGCGCUGAAGGUAUGCUCUGAUUGGCCACACAAACUUCGAGUAUCCUUUGGUAUUCGCCUUCGAGAAACUCGCUCGGGAUUUGCGCCCGAAAAUAUUGUAAUUGUUGCAGGAAUGAAUAAUUUAAAAUCAUCUUUCUAAGCUCUGUUAUCUCGCUCUUUUAGUGUAUACUAGAACAAACAUACACCUCAGUGUCGGUGGCUAGCCACGUCCACUUCGGUGAAUAAUUUUUGACUGUACGGAUUUCUUCAAAUCUAAUAUUUAUACCAUCGAGAGGCAUUUUGACGUUUUCCUGCAGUGGUCUGUACGUUUGGCUAACUAUAAAAAAGAAAUCUUUAUUAUUCGGUUGUGUCGCACAUUGCACAUUGUUUCAUUGGACUUGUCCGUCAAAGAUUAUGACAUCGUAAGUAAAUGAUAAGAUGUGAAAAACGUGCAGGGACAAGGAAAAAAGGAGUUGCUAAUUAUAUGCUACGCAUCAUUACUAACUGCGCGUGCGCCACAUACAAAUGUGGGAUUGGGAUAAGGGAUAGGGAUUGUUUAUUACAUUCUCAGGAUUGUUUCUUGAGAAACAUGCAAGGACUAUUACGUGCAACGUCUUUCAUACUAUUUUUCAUUUAACUUUUCAAAUGAUUUGUGACAUGCUGAUGUGGAAAUGGAUGGGAUCUCAUACCAUAGUUUCGUGGGCUCAAGAUCCACCCAGGGUGACAUUGUCUUUGUCAUUGGCUCUGACGAAGGCCUAAAGUUUGAAACGUCAGCUUUGAAACUCUUUACGGUGGCCAAUUUACGUUAUGAGCUCAAUCGAUAAUACUAAAUUACCCUGUUAUACUUUGCCACCGACAAGCACCACAGUUUCUUUAGAAAUUCACCCCUUUUAUUCAUGUGAUAUAUUGUCUAAUAAGGUCAAAAGAGGCUCGGAAAACAGCACCAUUUAAGGCUCUAUUGGCAACAUUUUUAUAAAAAAAAAAAAAAGCACGCAAAUAUGAAGAAAUAUUUUCUUUUAUUGCUUGUUUUUCUUUUGAUUUUCUUUUGUACAAUUGCAGGACGGAUAUGCCACCUGCGCCAUCAGAACUUGCCCAGUCCUUACCUGUCAGAAUCAAACAGCUGGACAAGGAUCUUGUUGUCCUGUUUGUGCAGGUAUAAUGCAUUCAAGUCAACCGUAUGACUGUCUUGACGCAAACCGUGACGGAUGUGGACAAAAUACUCAUAGUCAUAAGCCCCAAAGUGUCUUAAUGAGCUUCCUCGUGGGGAUAACAGACCAUUUUAUAUAUUCAUAUUUAAAUAUUGUUCACAUCUCAUGGCGAAAUUAAUCGAUCAAGUUAUAACUAGAUCAGAUUUUAGGAAUUUGCAUUUCGGAAGUUGAGUCUGUGUACUGUUAUGGUAGUUUUGAGUGUGAGCUACCGCAAAAAAAUACACAAGAAUUUCCAGUUUCAGAAGGCUUAGAAAAGGAAAGCCAGUCUUUGUAAACCGUGUUUAGAACGUAUUGAGCUUUUCACUUGCCACUCUGAUUGUAGAAGAAAUUCAUUCGAAAAAACAAAUUACAACAUCUUUGAGUUGUAAUUAGCUGAGCUGGUUAUUACUUCCACGCGUUAAGUCGAAAUUUUAUUAUUAUCGAUUUUUGCUGAGGGGUUUACCUACAUCAGCCAUGCUGCAGCAUCACGCUCAAUACUUUUUCCUUAUCACUCUUCUGAAAGAGGGGGUGGGUGCAGCGAAGAGUGACAGUCCAUUAGUCACUCUUGGAAGAGAAAGGAUGACACUUUUGAUACGGUGAAUUCGGAAAAAAUUUCCCAUACAACAAACACGUCCCAACAAGUUUUAAACAUCUUUUUUCCUUUCUCUUUGAAAUUGAGCUGCUUUUAGAAGGAAUGUUUAAGUAACCUUUCUCUCUUCUAUUGUCGUUUCAGACCACUUGCAGACUCUUCGGUCUCCCAUGGGUAUGUCCAGUCUACUUUUUGUUUGUUUGGGUCGGCAGGAAAUCAAUAAAACAGUAUUUUCUCCAAAGAAAUUUAUAGUAAAGAAAUUUAAUGAAUGGAAGAAGAAAUUGAAAAUUAACAGAAGAAACAAUGCAAAAGUAAAGAAAUAAAAAGAUUUUCGUUUAAUGUUUCCAGGUUCAAUUGCAAUUUUUAAGCGUCGUUUUUUAGUAGGAGGAAACCGUAGAACUAGGAAAAAAACCCUCAGAGAAAAGACGAAAACUAAUAACAAACCUAGCCCCCCAUUUGACACAAAGUUCAGUUAUCCAUCCCAGACCAGGCGAUCGUUCACAUAGUCCCACCAUUCACGUUCCCCUAAAACUACUCCACAUGAAAUUUGAUGUUGUACAAACCACUUCCUAAUCAAUACGUACACGUCUGGGUUGUUUCACACUUUUUCCCAGAUAAAAUAAGUAGUUAAACAAUACAAAUGAAGUUUUUUAUAAGAAAAAUCAAUGAGGGAUACCUUUAGAGUUUUUGAUAUUGUUUUUGUUCUUAUUUUAACUGUUUUUUUAUUAGUGAGGUUAUUACGAUCGAGUUAUGUUACUUUCUCUUUGCUUUUUAUCGAAUUAAGAGCCUGCCGUUGAAAUUGAAAUGUUCUCUUUUCAGGGUGUGAUAUGAUGAAUAGAUAUUACAAUCACGAGGAAACCUGGCACCCAGAAUGGCCCCAGACAAAUGAUCGUCACCCCUGCAUCACAUGCAGUUGUCAGGUAUUUGCAUUGUAGGCUUGUUUCAUAACUUCAAAGGAAUUACCAGAAGUUAUAAAAAAGACGUUUCUUUCCUUUCAGUUGAAAUAUUUCACCACUGUCAACUAUAGAGAAAGCAAAAUGGUAUUAUUGAGCGAGUUCCAAGAAGGAAAGGCCGAGAUCUAUAUGUUGACCAUAUAAAGCGAAACAAGGUUGCUACAAGGCCUCAAUUUUUUUUUUUGUUUCACCUUUCUCCUCAGAGCUCUUCAGUAAAUUGCAAUAAGACCGUCUGUCCUGCGUUAACCUGUAGAAAUCCUCAGCCGAAACCAGGGGAGUGUUGCUAUUCCUGUCCAGGUAUUUUUAUUUUAACCCUUCAAUUCUCAGAAUUGAUAAACAGGUCACUUUUCUUCUCGAUACUGAUACACCAUCGGUGAAUUGAUGAUAAUAAAACUCAAAUUUAUCGGGAAAAUUGUGCUGACUUAACAAAAAGAGCAUUUCCUUUGAGUGUCAUCAAAACCAAAUCAAAGGUAUCAUGACAGCCAAUCUGAGGAAAGAAAUAUACAACCAGGAGCCAAACAGAACUCAAUGUAAAAGCAAAGAAACUGAUUGGAGCGCGUGACCAAGGCGUGAUUGGCUUCAGUUUUGAAUCUAAUUUUUUGAGAAGAUGACCCGAGUUUUUUGGACUAAUCUUGAAGUAAAGCGAAGAAAAUCCCGGAAAUCCUUCGACGCACGAUUCAAAAUUUCUUCAACACCAAUUUAAAAUGAGUAGCAGCUUGAAGAGAGAAUUACGAGUCACAUCUUGUAAGAAGGAUGCUUGAAAUUGUUUGUUGAACAAAAAAAUUCCGUUGAGGUCUUACAAACCUAUGGGUUCCUUACAGCCGUAAAUCAUAUCGAUUUUCUAUGUUUGAAGCGACCAGUAGUAAUGUUUCAUCUUGGCAAGGGGAACCAAAAAUAUUUGAGAAUCCACCAACGCUCCUGACCCAAAGAUAUCAGAUCAAUGGAGUGAGGUAAUUGGACUUUUCUCUCGUGCAUUCAACGCUGAAAGUUCACCAUAGGGCAAAGCCCAAGACAUUUCAUAUUGCAACCCUCGUGUGAUUCAUGUGAUCACUUUUCAUAUUUGGGUUUUAUGAAAAAAAAAAAAAAAAAAAAAAAAAGCAUGUGAUUUAAGACCUUUUCAGGCUUUAAUCACUCAGAAAGUCCAGUGCUCCGAUCUCCAGUUAAACCUCAACCAAAAAUGAGAAAUUUCACGACGGAUUCCCAGUCACCAAUAAUUUAGAGAACUUUGCUUAAUCAACUGAGCUGGCAAUGUGAAUUGGCCACUGUAGAGAGAUUCUAAGGCUUACGUUUCAAGCGUUAGCCCUUCGUCAGAGUGAUUCAUAACAUCAGCUUUAGAAUCUCUUUACGAUAACCACUCACAUUAUCAGCUCAGUUGACAAAACCAAAUUACCUUCGUAUACCCCCACCGACAAAGGCAUCACAGUUUCUUCAGAAAAGUAUCCCUGUUACAAAAAACCGGUAAGUAACUUAACUGUCCAUAUAUUUCUCGCAAUCAAGACGGUCUAAGAAGUAUCACUGUCUCGUGUGCGCUGUGCAGAAACCCUCACCAGAAGCAGCUUUUUCUUCAACAUAACGACACUAUAACAAAUAAGUUACUAUAAGCUUUUUAUGAUGUUUAUUUGGCAUUCGAAAACAAGAAUGUCAAAAUUUCCAUACCAAUCACAGCUUCGAAAAAAUGAUUUGAAAAAUAGAGAGGUGGAGUCGUUGUUUUUAAAGUCGUGGUUUGCAUCGUUUCCAUCCAACUUAAACUGUAUAUCUUACUUUCCUUCCGAUCGAUUUUCUCAGUUGAUUUUUAUCAAAAUUAUGCAGUAAAUAAUUAUUGGCCACUCGCUGAAGAGCGAAAGAUCGUCGUACUUAUCUACGCUGUUCAUUGAUUGAGGGAAACAACAAACUCGCCACGAUAUAAGAAUGCAAGCAGAGACACGUGGUAGUAAGGAAACAUUUUAAGUACCAUCUAGUCAGCAGUUAUACGAUCAAGUUUUUAACGAGAUCAGAUAACCGUGAAGGGAGAAAACGAGCGCACGAAAAUCAUUGCACACUAUCCAGUUACACAUGGAGGACCCGUAAAUUGACUUAUUGCAAUGUCAAAAAAAAAAAACGUGUGCACAUUGCCUUACAGGCGCUCAAAUCAUUCUGUGGAUGGCCAAUUGAAUGAGAAAUUUAAAAAAAUUUCCCUCUGUUUACUUCAUUAUCAGUCAGUUAUUACAUUAGCCAGAGUCACCUUUCCACCGCAGCCCAUAGCUUUUAACCUUUAUCAGUUUCUCGUCAGCUAAUAACCGUAAUCAAGUAAUGCUGUUCACUUUUCUAAUGGUAAUACUAGUGUAAAUUUAGAAGAAACAUUUUAAGCUGCUAAGCUAAUGCGUGCUAAUUCAGCCUUGAUUUGCUUCUCCUUGCUUUUGUGGCUAAUUGAUUUCAGCUAACUCCGUUAAAGUGAAAAGGAAAAUAUCUUCCAAACCCUCAGGAAGUAUCGGAAGUCUGCUAAGACGGAGAGGUAGGAGUUCCACAUUUGGGCAACGCAUUGCAUUGCUGCAGCAGGUCAGGGAAAAGUCAGGGAAUUUCACUUUGAGUCGGGGAAAAUUUACCUCUCUUGAAAGAAGUCAGGAAAAAAUGACAUUUCAAAUAAAUAUGAAUUCUUUCAUUUUGUCGUGGCCCUCUUAUGAUUAAAGAUGGUGACACUUUCCUUUUUGUGAUGAUGAUGUUACCCAUCAAAUGUACUUUGUUCGGUAUAAUUGGAAAAUUCCCGACUAGAAAAUCCUUCCCUUUGUGAUGCAAGUGUAAGUUGGUUUAUGACUGAAAUCAUAAAUUUUCUUUUCCUUCUAUUUUCAUCUAUUUCCAAUUCUCGGGUAUAUUUCACGAGACUAUCAAUGCUUUCUGCAUGUUGCUUUAGGCAACUUUCAAUUCAUAUACACUGUAUGUGACUUACUGAAAGCGUUAUUUUCUUUCCCAGUAUGGCUUUGAAAAUUUUUGUUCCAACCAACCCCAACCAGGGUCUCUAUUUUGACUAUUAUUUUGCACCCGCGAUACCUUUGCUCUUACUAGCCAAAAUAAUUUCAUCCUCACCUCGCUUAAUGUUAGUUAACUCUUCAUAUGCUUAUACUGCUAAUAUCUUACUUCGAUUCAAUAAAGUAAAAUAAUGGUAAAGUAAAAAUAAUGCUAACCCCUGCGAAAUACAUUAACUUCCUUAUAGUGCACAAUCGCAAUUCGAUUAUCGUCGACUUCAAAAAUUGGUCCAGAAGAAGGAAAGGUAGAAAAGGUAAAUUUUUCACACGAACCAAGCGACAAUGAGUAACGCAACCUCUCUCUCCGAGAAGCAAUGCUAUCUUAUCACUGGGGUAUAAAUUCAAAACCAAAAAGAGAAGCGAGAAGUAUGUUGUGAGGCCCAUAGCGGCUACUGAAAUGUUAGUCUAGAUCAAAAAUAUCAGUAAUUUACACAUCAAUGCAUUAGUCAGUAUUCGAUGUUGAGUUCCAGGUCAAUUCGAGGUUGUCUCGAUGCAACGCUAAAACAACGCAUUAAAUUCAGAGGAGUUGAUAAGUUAGUAAGUCGGACGUGCUUAAUUCAUUAAAUUACAAGGUCUCGUAUUCUUAUUGGGAAACCUCUUACUCGUUCGUUUGCUCAUUAUAGUGAUACAGUAUUUAAAUGCUAACAUGUGGUGGACUUUUUCUAACUUUUGACUUCCUGGACCGGAAAAAAUGAGUCGUACAGUUGAAAUUAGAAAGUGCUUCCAAUUAUUUCAUCUUUUACGAAAGAUUUAAAAGCUCAAAUUUAAAAAAAAAAUUUGCGCAAACUAUCAGCGUCGAUAUCACUCUCAACCUUUCGACGGUUUGCACGGUAGAAGUUGGCGAAAAUCAACUUGGAUUUUCAUUAUCAGGUAAUGCAUUGUUUCAUACCCUUCGAGCGUGGCAAUGAUCUUUAUCACUAAGAACUUCAAAUCAUUCGGUGGAAAAAUGAACUAUGGGUAACUCAAAAUAACAGUUACGAGAGUCUUUGUGAAUCUUUACGCGGAACACUCCGACCCCUCCCCUCCACAACCCAAUGAGAACGUCCACCAUACCCCGGUACUCAUUCAUCAGUCUUGGCUGCCCCAAUAGGUCGUUUGUUCUUUAGCUCGGUCCUGGCUGAGUUGAUCUUUUCUAAGGGUCAUAUUAUAGUAUUAGUAGUAUUUAAAGUAAGUUGCUUACCCGCCAUAAGGUCUCAUUAUCUGCUCUUCAUAAGACGCAGAUGUUCAAGUUCAUCAAAUUUACCCCAAAUGGUUUUUUCAGUGCAAAAUAUUUAUUCAUCUUCUCAUCUUAAUCAAUUGAUUAUUCAUUUAUUUAGUUGUAUUCCAUUUGUUUAUUCAUUUAUCACAUUGGUUUGUUGACAGAGCCAGGAAUACCAAAGCCCCCUGCUGACUGUAAGUGGGGAGGAUUAACGAUUGCUCACAAUACUUCAUUUUUUCCACCAACUCUUGGUGCAUUUUCAAAUUGCAUCUCCUGCUUCUGCAAUGUAAGUUUUUUUGAAUGACACAGUGCGUUUUUAAUGUUUGUACAUAUCUCGGACGCGGGGUGGUUCCGAUACAAGAAGAUCCUUUUUUAACUCCAAACUGUUCCUUUUCCCAGAAACACUCUGCUUCGAACGCUUGACUAUCUGACAUUAUAACCCACCCACUAAUUUUCGCGCAAUACUAUUGGCCUCUAAACGUCACGUGGUGCAAAGUCACCGCACGAAAGCUUAUGGUAAAGUCGAGGCCUUACCUCUAACGAACCAAAGAAUGUGGAAAAACAAACUGAACAGCAGUAUAUCAACUAUACUGAGUGUAUCUACGUUCAAUGAGAGUAUUUAACCUUUUACGUCUCUUUUCACAGAACUCUAAAUUAGUCGAUUGUAAGCGUGUUACAUGUCCGACUCUCAAUUGCAACGACACUUUUAAACCCCCUGGGAAGUGCUGCCUGGAAUGUAGAGGUAAGCUUAAGUUUUCAAACAUCUCCAGGCUUUUUAUGAAAUCUAUUCCCAGAAGAAGAUAACCGUACUGCUCCGUGUUACAGCUAAGCAAAGGAAGGGAAGCACGUCAGUCUCCAACUUCCUCAACAUUACAUCGUGUUCUAAUUCCCUGAAUUAGAAUAAAGGCGAAUAUUGCACCAUGAACCACCUUAAACUGACUCUGCUUUUAGGUUCCAAAGAGUAACCUAGCAUUUCAGAAAUGUCUUCGGCUUUGCACAAAAUGCGACUGCGGACGCACCAAUUGACUCUUCGUUGAGUCUCAGAACUAAUUUUUUUUUUAUCACCUGGCGUUUUAUUUGAACUAUCAGAAACUACAUUAAUUUAUUAUCUCAUGAUUAAAUGAUCGUGUCGCAGAACACGGUGUGCGAUUCUCUGAUUGGUCAUUUUCUUAAAAUACAAGCAGGUGAGUUGAGAUAAGGUUCAACAGUUUUGUUGAAGUGCUGCUCUCUAUUUGUAUGUAGCUCUUUCAAAUUAUCUGGUCUGUACUUUUCGUUCCAUUUUUACAUCAACUUUGUAAUCGAAAGACCUGUUUAUAAUUCAAAUCUUUCCCCCACUUCCCCUUCUUAAGACUGAUGUUUCUCUAUUUAAAAUGGGAAAAAUUUCUUCUGAAGAAAAGUUCGUAGUUCAAAUGGUGCGGCGUUUUUUCUUGGCCAAGAGGUUCAUCAGAUACCUUUUACCGGAAAUAUUAAGCAAACUCGUUUACUAUUACGAGCUCCAUUCCCAAAGUUCAGAUGCAUGUUUCUUAAGGAGUUUGAAUUAAAGUCCGAAAGGGACGAUGCUGGUGAUGUUUAAGAUGAUGUUGAUGCGAUGAAUAAGCGUUCUUGCUGUAACCUUUUUUUGUCAGUUACGACAGAAAAGAAAGACAGCAUGCAUUCACAUGGAAAUGGACUUUGCAAUGUUGGAAAAUCCCGGCGCCUCUAUGAAUAUCAAUUCCCAACGCAGAGAAACUCUAACUACAAGGUACAAGUUGCUUUGGUGGAUAACGCCAAUAAUUUUGCACAGAUUUACUUCACCUCUGCAAACAGGACAUGGAAAAAUCCGCCCACUGUCACAAACACAACCAAGAGUAACUUCGAUUCAAUCCUAAGACAGAGCAAUAGGUACAAGUACAUUGGCAAGAUAAAGGAGGGUAAGUGGUAACAGAUAUAGUUACUUAAAAUAGGUGGGAAAAGGGGAUAAUUUAUAAAAUGCUCUUGUUCACCACUUCACGGGUUUAUUUGGAACCAACACACAGACCAGCUCCCAGUUGGCUUGUUAGCUGAGUUGGUAGAGCACUGCACCGGUAUCGCAGAGGUCAUGGGUUCAAAUCCCGUACAGGCCUGAAUUUUUUUCAGGCCUUCUUUUCACUACUACUUCUGCGAAGAUCGCUUUCAUAUUCAAAAAUGCUCUUCCUAGGUAAGAAAGGGAUCAGGAUCAUGAGUCGACUUCAGCGUCCAUGUGGUAGCCAGGGAUGCAUCCAUACACUGCAAAAGAUAAUGGAGCGACUCCGUGAACGAACUAAAUGCUCCCCGAUGGUCAUGGCUACACCACCUCAAACGAAACACACUACCAUAGCUCCACCACCUCACAAAAUUCUCAAGCAGGAGACAGACCCCUAAAACUUCCUGAGAUUUUUGACGUGACGAAAAACAUUUAGUAUGUUUGAGGGAACGCCAGGACUGUUUCCGGCCCAAAUGGUUCUUGUCUUUUAGCUACGCCAUCAGUAGAAUUCUUUGAUGUAGAUGUCACGCACUUCGUCGGCGAAGUGGAGCGUGAGGAGAUGAACGGGUCAUAGUCAUUGCCAGGGGAUUUAUAGUUUGGAGACUUUACCUUAGACUUGAAUUGAAAGUAGUGAAUAAAAUUUUGAAUUGGGCUUUUUGAAUGAUUAGAUAGUAUCUGUCACUAACCACGGAAUCAUUUGCAUGUGCUAUCACGGAGUUAAAAAUCAUAAGGAAAGCACAUGCAUCUGUAGAAGAAGUAGAAGAAAACGACUACACGGACAUUAACAGUUCUGUACGCAAACCCCUUGCUCUUGAAUAGUAUAGGUUGAAUAUGGUUUUAAAAACUGCUCCUGACACACGUAUUCAAGCGAAGUUUAAUAAUAGUAGAUCAGGAUGGCCUAUCUAUCGUCUUUUAGAACGGCACAAAAGAUGAAUUAUAACUCUUCCAUCUAUUGUCGACCAAGAAGCCGUCAAUUUCGCGACAACAACAGAAGACAAAAACAAGAAGUACCAAACAUUACGAAAUUUCAAUUUCCGUGGCUUUGAGUCUGCUUCAGAAUCAGAAUCAGAACCUAUUUAGGAGCCUUGGCUUUGUGCAUCCCUUUCGGUAGCAGCGUUGGUUAAGAUCGCUUUGUAGGAAUAUAAAGCAGUUUUCAAUUGAGUACCCAAAAAAGCAAAACCAUAGUAAUAAAGGGGGUAAGUUUGUAAAGAAACUGUGGUGCUGCGUCGGUGGGAGAGUAUUACAGGGCACUUUAGUGGUAUUAACUGAGUUGAGAACGU